GUCCGUUCUAAGAAUUUACCAUUCAAAGAUGAAGUGUGCAUUAGUUGCUGUUGUAUUAGUUUGUACCAUCUGCAUUAAUUUCGUCAACGGAGAUGAUUGUUCAGGUUUAAUAAAAAGCUUUUUGAAGAAACAGCUAGAUCUCGCUCAAAGUGGACAGGUAGAGUGUGCCACGAGACUAGCACUCGCUCAGUACCACUGUGGUGGUGAUCCAGAACGAAGAAAAACCACAUUUCCCAAGUUUGUAGAAUUUAUGAAGUCGAAAUCAGACGAAGAAAAGCAAGAAGUUAACGAGUGCUUCAUGCAGCUUGGUAAGAAAGCAAUGGAUGAAAUAAAUAUUCCUGCAAACUGCCAAAUGUCUUUUGAAGCACAGUUGGCCGAAAUGAAGAAGGAAAUGCAAAAACACCUGUCCAAAUAGUUCUAUAUGUUAUCUAAAAUGAAAAUUUACUAACAUAACAUGAAUUAAAGUAAUUACCAUACA
Molecule: messenger RNA, 478 nt
Organism: Parasteatoda tepidariorum (common house spider)
Lineage: Eukaryota; Metazoa; Arthropoda; Arachnida; Araneae; Theridiidae
Source: RefSeq, a predicted model, not a curated record